Molecule: messenger RNA, 3156 nt
Organism: Closterium sp. Yama58-4
Lineage: Eukaryota; Viridiplantae; Streptophyta; Zygnematophyceae; Desmidiales; Closteriaceae
Source: the annotation of a GenBank genome assembly
AUGCACGCGCAUAUCCCCACAUGGAACACCUCACAAGUGCAGCCAGUGGUUUUUGGGACGCCUUUGCCCGCGUUCCAUCCACAGCAACUGGUCAACGGGCUCCACCUAGCACCGCGGACACAGAUACCGUUUGCAUCGUCGACGGUCGCGUUUCAUGCCCAGCAGGAUGAUUUGAACUCGCGUGGAGUAUCCACGCCGCAUCCCGGACAACGGAUUGCUGAACAACAGACCGCGUACGCGUCCAUGCCCUCAAGCCAGCUGUUUGGGAUGCCCGUGCGUGGCUUCGUAGGGCCGCAGUACGGGAAUGUGGGAUUCAGGUACGGGUACAUCGGCGUACAGCCAGACCCCAUGUUGCACGCGCCCGUAGCUGUCGCGACGCCUCCAGUCGCGCCGUCAACCCCAUUCCCCAGCGCGAAUCAUCCGGAAAUCCAGGCACCAGUGCAAGCCCCGCGGGACCGCAUAGACCCAUUACUGAUGGGUGUGGACACCCAUGCGCGUGCAGACGGCCCUUCGACGGUCGCGGUUCCCGAUGGUUCAGUGCGUGCGGAGAAUGUUGGAGCGGGGAUGAAUGCCAGCGCGCGUGCACAUUCGCCGCCAAUAUGGAACGUGAACUCGCUGUUGCCGGGAAACCCGGACGUCCACAUCCGCACCCCCGCUCAACCGACCGCAGCGGACGAGAACUGUGAAGGUGAACAACCACAGGCGAACGCGGGGAACGCGGUACGGGGAGCGCGUGCAGUUGGAAACGCGGGAAGAGGAAGGGGGACUGGUGCAAGGGGUAACGCGGGAAGAGGAAGAGGGACUAGUGCGAGAGGGAACGCGGGAAGAGGGACAGGUGAGCGUGGGAGAGGUGCGAGAGGAAGGGGUGGGAGUGCGAACGCGGGACGUGGGACAGGUGUGGGACAGAACGGAGGUAGUGCGAACGGGCGGAGCGCGCCUGGGGUGGUAGGCAACGGAGGCAGAGGUACUGGUGGUAACGCGACCGGAGGUACCGGGAACGUGCCAGUCAGUACACCGCGAGUAAGGAGGCGGCGUGUCGAAGUCGUGCCUCACACGGCAUGCCUCGGAUCGCGAGAGGGGAGCGAGGGGGAUAGCGAUGAGGAUGACGAGGAGGACGCUAACGAUGAGGAAGACAGUUGGAAUGAAGAUGACGAAAACUACCUCUCUAACUCGUUGUCCGCGCUCAACGAGGGGGAGGAGGAAGACAACGAACGAGUGCGUGGUACGCGAACGGACUUGGAGGUUCCCAUCGCGGAUUGGAACAGGCUUGGUGUGGAUGACACGCCGGCCGCGAAAAGAGAGGUGUGCAUGGGCAUCCUCUACGGUGUCUCUGAAGCCACGCUGAAGAAAUAUCGCGGUUGGGCAAGAGAGUACAAGCUCUUCAUGGCGCACGAGCUGCCGAAACUGGACGCGAAUAGGUUCGGUGAGGAGGCCGCGUUGGAAAACGCGAACCCCGACGAGAUCGGGGCCGCGCUAGAGCAGAACAUGGGUACUGACUGGAAGACGGCGACGGGCGACGAGCAGUGGUUCCACGGCCCUGAGACGAAUCCGUGGAGGUUAUGCAAAUACGUGACCUUCCUCGCUAACGAGACGGUCGCACAGGCGGACAGGAUGGCCACACUCAAGCGGCCCGACAUAUCCUUGAAGAAGAGACGCCAGUGCUCCCCUGCAAUGCUGAUGGGGCGUCUCAAGGCUCUGAACAUGCUCAUCAAGCUGGACGGGGCCAUCUUCAGGAAGCCGGUUCUGAAUCUGCUGCGCGACUUUGCGGAGUGUCGCAUCUGGGUCCGCGUCCAAGUCUGCGACCAGUACAAGAGGUUCAUCGCGGAACACAUGGAUCGCCAUCGGGGCACGGCCGCGGACACGUACAACCCGGACGAGUUCAAGAAGAUGAUGCGGAAAACCAGCAUGGCCGCCAUCGUGAGCAGCUUCACACUAGCCAAGCAACAGUACACGCAGGCAAUGCAUCGCGACCUCUGCAUCAGGACGAUGACGGUCCUCGGUCAUCACACACUAGCUCGCGGGUGCACGAUCCGAAACCUCCAGCUUCCAGACAUGAUGAUGUGGAAGCUCGGCGCAAAAUCCGAGACGGAUCCAGUGCGGAAUGCGUUCGCGUUUGUCUGCGCGUGCAGGACGGGCAAGACAAACAAGGACUUCUCGCUCAACUACAUCUCGGCAGUGAGACACAUAGAUUGGACUCUCUGCGCGGUCGGAGCCAUGCUGCUAUGGCUGCACUGGGUGUACGACUUGGUCCCUAUCCUCUACGGGGACAUAGCCCCCCCUCUCGACUUCACGGAACCUUCGACGUGUACCAGGAUGGACGCGCAGAACCAAGUGGCCUGCCUCACUGAGUACCUGACACGUUCACAAGCGGACAACACCAGGCUGGGCGUAGAGCUGGCCGCGACCCCAAGACGGGUGAAAGAGCUGGAGGGGCUGCUGGAGGAUCGCGACCGGCAGCUGGCUGCGAAGGACGAGCGCGUGAAUGAUUUGGAAGCCCAGCUGUCGCGUCUCACCGUGAGCAGCUCAGGGCCGACCGCGGAACCGAGUCCGGCAAACACGUCUGGAGCCGCGGCCGCGCCUACCAAUACCGCAACCCCCACCGACCAGGGGACGCGUAAGAAACCAGCACAGCCGACCAGGGAAGAGACAAUUCGGGACGCGAUCAUGAAACCAUGGGUGAACGCGACCAAGCCGUCGGACGGAUGGAAGCUGUACAAGUCCACGCACGCGCUGGUAGGCGAGAGUCCAGAGUCGCUACUGGCCCAACCCCGUGGUGCAGUAACGCGAAUGGCCGAGCUCUUGGGGAAGGAGAAGGGCGGCCAGAACGCCGCCCAGAACGCGAUAAACCGUGUGAAGCGAGUCAUGGACUUCAUCUCCCGCAGGGUGGAGCAGGGAGACAACAUCGCGGUCGUGCUCGAGAAGCUCGACAACGUGUCCCGAGCUGUGGGCAUGUCGGGUGUGUCGGAAGGGAUCGCGGUGAAGAAGAAGAGUGUUGAUUCGUCACAGAGCGAGCUGAAGAAGGGUACUCCUGCGGAGGUGCAGUUGCGGGUUAAAUGGAUGCUUGUACGCGACCGCCUCAUCGAUGCCUCGCUUCCCGCGUCAGAGUUUCCGGUCGCGUGGCCUCAGUACUGUGACCAGAUGCCCCCGCUUGCGUGA